Cylicocyclus nassatus is the source of this 1308-nucleotide messenger RNA. The record is from the annotation of a GenBank genome assembly. NCBI's taxonomy places the organism in Eukaryota, Metazoa, Nematoda, Chromadorea, Rhabditida, Strongylidae.
AGUGAUUAAGAAACAUAUCAGUGGAUUUAUGUUAUUUGUGAAAUUGACUUCAUAAACAUGAACUUGUACACUCCUGGAGAUGGACUCUUCGAGACGCAUGUGACAUGGAAGGAUAUCGAAAAGGAUAUGCAAAGGGAAUUGCAUACAAGCGCCUUUUUCGGUCCGAAGAGGACUGCAAAAAAUAUUGCAGACGGCAUUGGCUCUGUGUCCAGAAUUGUACUCAUAGACCCCGACUGGCAGAAUGCAGACAAGCAGCUCCCAGCAAAGUUCAUAGUCAAGAUUCUUACACAGCUGCUUAUGGCUAGACUGAUAGCAGAAGCGGGUGCAGGCAGCGAUUUUGACUCAAUUUUCGAAGAGCUUCAGAGAACGCUGCACAAUGGCGAGGUGACCGUCUACAAUCACCUCAUAAGCUAUGGACAUAAAGAUUUUCCCAUACCCAAAAUUUACUUCAUGAAAAAGUUCUCUGAAUCUAAUUCUGUGAAAGGCUAUAUUAUCAUGGAGUAUUUAGACCUCAAAACAAUGAAGAUCUACAACAGCGUCACUGUGAAUUCUGUAAAAGAGGUACUUGCUGCUAUUGCAAUCAUGGAAGCAAUGUCUCUUAAAUUUACUCCAGAGGAGAAAAAAGAGCUUACACGGUCCUUUGAGCAAUUCCAUAAAGUACUCUUCAAGGAGGACCUUCUUGUCAACGCUAUGAGAACACUUCGGACAUUUGGCGAUGAUAAACUGUGCGAAAAGGUUGAGAAAAUGGAAGAAAUUCUGAGUGACAUUACGGAUCCAGUUAAAUUCGACCAGCUGCCAGAGAUUCUAGGAAUGCAACGUGUCUUAUGCCACGGUAACUUAUCGAGUGCAAAUAUGCUUUGGAAACAAAAUGGCAGCAAACUAACAUUGGCUGCUAUGAUAGACUUUCAGGCUGCUCAUAUGGGAAGUCCAGCUACAGACAUAGCAACAAUGCUUAUAUUUUGUCUUAGCGGCAAAGAGAGACAGAAGCACUGGGAAGAGCUUCUCGAACAUUUUCAUGUACAAUUGAAAAGAGAGAUAGGAGAUAUGAACAUGCCCUUCAACCUCGAACAGCUCAAAGAAGCAUAUCGUCAAUAUUUUCCUUUUGCCGCCACAUCAUACCUUCCCUUCAUCGCCCCUGUAGUCGAAGCAAUGUCUAGGGAUUCGAAUGAGCAACAAAAGAAAGAGCACCUGGGCGUUUUGCUAGAAAAGACAGAACGUCUACUGGAUGACACCAUUCAUUACUACGAACAUUAUAAGAGAAAAGCAAUGAUGCCAAGAAUUACGGUUGUAAUCAGCGAUCACUACUAG